GAAGGCAGCCUCAGAUGAUGAGAGUGGGUCAUCAGCUGCAGACAGGCAGGUGUGGUCGAGACAUUCCUGGGUUCCAGCUACUCCACCGGGACAGAAACAACGUUUGCCGCGGAUAUGUAAACACGACCCGGCGACAGACCAACAAGUACAAGUAAAUGACCAAACACUGGACCCAGCACGCAGAGGAACUGGACUGAAAUGAAAGGAGGGGCUCAAAUGAAACUCUGCAGAUGUAACCACGACUGAACUGCAGAGAAAAAGAGGAACGUCUCCUAUUCUCGCUUCUCCUUUUUUAUUAAAAAAGGUGGUGGUGGAUUUCAGGGCAAUAACACCCGUCCAUUUGGCUGUCAGAGCAACAACCACCAGAUGCAAAAUCCCCCAUCAUGCAUCCUUUGGUUUGAAGGCAUAGGCCUCUGCAUUAAAGGAGAGGAGACCGUUCACUGACACAACUGUGGAUGUCAGAAAAUCAGCGAGUUAGUAUAGAAACCGUUGGAAAUCCCCGGCUGGAGUGUCAUCGGGUGGAACUGGAACUAAGGUGCGACCACGCGGCCGCUCUCAGCAUGAAUCAUACAUGCAGAAAUCUCCAGAAACGGAUGUGCUCCCACCGUGAAUCCUACCAGACAUGAUGUGAACUUCUGAACCGAAACUCCCAAAAAGUUGCAGAGAAAAUUCAACUGGAAUGUCGUCUCAUUGGCGCGGGAAUGCCUGUGAUUUUUGGACAAACUCUUGUGCUGCUCUGAGCUCGUAGCAUGAGGAGGGAAUAAUAAAAGGAAACACCGGGGAGAUCAGGAAUAUCGCCUCGUCUUAUGAAACUGAUUUGACUUGGGAAUACAGUGCGAGGCCUUCCACAUGGCGGGGAAGGACUACAAUCAUCUCUUUAAACUGCUCAUCAUCGGAGACUCCAAUGUGGGGAAAAGCAGCCUGCUGCUCCGCUUCGCAGACAACUCCUUCUCUGGCAGCUACAUCACCACCAUCGGGGUGGACUUCAAGAUCCGCACCGUGGACAUCGAUGGAGAGCGGGUGAAGCUGCAGAUCUGGGACACGGCGGGGCAGGAGAGGUUCAGAACCAUCACCUCAACGUACUACAGAAACACCCACGGGGUCAUUAUAGUUUACGAUGUGACAAAUCCAGAGUCUUUUGUAAAUGUUAAGAGGUGGUUAAACGAAAUCUCCCAGAACUGUGACAACGUCUGCAAGAUCCUGGUGGGAAACAAAAGUGACGACCCCACCCGGAGACAGGUGGAUACCCAGGAUGCAAUGCGUUUUGGGGAGUCAAUGGGGGUUCGGGUGUUCGAGACCAGUGCCAAAGAAAACAUAAAUGUGGAAGAGAUGUUCAUGGCCUUCACCCACAUGGUGCUCCGGGCCAAGAAGCAGAGCCAGAACCGAGCGGAGCGGGAGCGAGAGCGGGAGAAAGACACGGUGAACAUCAACUCCCACCGAGACCGGGACCGCCGGAAGAGAGCGAAGAAAUGCUGCUGAACAGACUCCACCACGAAGAGCAUUCAGACAAGAUGGGGGAAAACGUGCCUUAGGAGAAAAGUCUCUGCGUGUCAAACUGCAGACGUUUGGAAGUGUGGCGUUCACUGGCUGCAGGUGGAGAGGGGACCUGAGGCAGAGGGUUUACAGUCUGUCAGCACUGACUGCAUGUAGCAGCCUGGAGGGUCAACGAGUUAAAGGAUCCUUCUGGGGGUUUUCUGUGAAACUUUAGCCCAUUUACUACCACAAUCACAUUGUAGAUGCUAUUUGGACGCUGCAGAGCAGAGCCAAGACUCUUAGCUCAUUAGAAAAACACAAAGCGUGCCCUUCAGGUGUCAGAGCAGAAAUAAGAGUGAAACACAGGUAAGUGUUCACACAAGGAUAAUAGGAACACAACAUCUAAGUAAAGUAGUAGUAUAAAAAAAAGAAAUAGGAUUGCUGUAGCGUUUCCUGUAUUUUGCUCUGCUGCCGUGCAGAUGGAGACUUUCUUGGUAAGUCAGACAGCUCUAGAAAUGAAUGCUCAGAUUUGCUGUUGAAAAUACCAUCUAUAGAUCAGUGUUUGCAUACACUUUUUUUGUUUGUAACGGGACUCUACUAAUAACUUUUCAAAGUCUUUUAACCUGCUAAUUAGUUUCUAGAUUAAUUUAAAAUGACAUUGGUGAAAUAUUUCCCAGGUGAUGCUACCAGAUGUUUUAUUUAAUCCAAAACAAAUACAUUUUCAACAUAGUUUUCACAAAUUAAAGCUCAGAUUAAUUUGAAAUGUUGAUAUUCAGGCGUGCAAGAUUAUCUCAGCGUUUGGGUGACCUCUUACUUCCUUUGCUGCCAACAUAACGUUGAACACAAGAAAUGUUUAAAGCUAUUGGACAGAUGCCAUGAAAUGUAGUGCGCUUUCUUUCACAGUAUGUGUUUUGCCUCACCAGAUGACGGAUAUAAGACAGACCUGAAGACAUCUACAUGUCAAUAUGUACUCAUAGUGAUAGCUCCACAAGCAAGCAACAGGAAGUGACCGCUAUGAGACUCACUUUAAGCGCUUUACAUGCCGGAUGCAGUGUUGUCUACGCCUGAUGUACGGGAAACUACGCACAAUUACCAAGUGCUCUUUAUAAUAAAAAAUGUACACAGGAAGUGGCAAUUAAGUCCUACCAGCAAUUCUCAAAAUGCAUAAAAGAUUCCAGAACACAAAGCAAAAGUCCAAGUGGAAAUGUAGUAACUCAAUUGGCUUUUUUUCCCUUGCAACUGUGAUGGUUAUUACAGAGAUCAAAUUGUUGCCUUUUAUCAACAAAACAAAUCGUAAAGAUGUCUUAUGAAAACCAAAUCAAAUAUCUUUGUACCCGGGGUAUUGUGAUGAUAAUGACUACGUUCACAAAAUAUAUAUUUUUGAUCAAUAAUUAUAAAUGGAUUGAAUGAAUUAGUAGUUAAAAGGAAACAAUAUAACACCUAGGAAAGUACAUACAUUUACUGUGACGCAGCCUUUACAACUAGGAAAAGACAACACAAUAUUACGAUAUCCGAAACCAGAGACGAUAUGGAGUCUGUUGUCGAAAUAUUGAUAUAUUAGGCAGCCCUAUUUUUAGAUAUGGAUUAAAAGCGUGUGGUUGUGGUGUAUGAGCUAAAACAUCUAAUCUCCGGUACGGUCCUUUAACUUUGCACUAGUAAACCACUGUUAUGUGCCAAUGUUUUAUUUUUUUGUUUUGUCUUAAUACAGUAAACGUAUUUACCACUGAAAGGGAACUGGGUGUUACUAAAGUGUAACCUCACACUAACCUGUGUGAUGGGUCAGCCUUAUUUCAGUUAGAGUGAGGCCUGUAAUCCAAGACUAGUGUGUGUGUGUGUAACAACGCAGUACAGGCCCAAAAUGUUCAUUAGUAUAUUAUUGUUUUUUUAAUAAAAAUCUGUU
This is a messenger RNA of Gymnodraco acuticeps, 3373 nucleotides long. Its product is annotated as ras-related protein Rab-35. The record is from RefSeq and is a predicted model, not a curated record. Gene Ontology annotation, molecular function: GTP binding; GTPase activity. Gene Ontology annotation, cellular component: plasma membrane; endosome membrane. The coding region runs from base 850 to 1479 and encodes 209 amino acids. Gene Ontology annotation, biological process: endocytic recycling. Lineage: Eukaryota; Metazoa; Chordata; Actinopteri; Perciformes; Bathydraconidae. The transcript has 7 exons.